CAAAAUUUGACCCGAAGAUAUUAUUGUUCUCUCUUGACUCUCUCUCAUCGAAAUUUUCUGCUGAUUCUAUCUUUUGAGAUGACCCUCUUCUUUCGCUCAAAGCAAUCUAUCUAUCGUCUCCAUCUGUGGCUCAGUCCCUUAAGCUUCUCUCUCUCAGAUCUCUCUUUCUCUCUCUCAUCACUUGACAAUGUGUGCUAUAAAUGGCAUUCUUGUUUGCUCUUUUCCGUGGGUUUCAGUUAAAGUUUCGAUCUUUACUGAGAUGGGUCGAUUCUAAUAGCUCAAUAAGGUUAUGGGUUUUUUCUCCUCGAAUAUUUACUCUUAUUGUCAUGCAUUUUUUUCCAUUUUGAUGUUAAUUGUCGUGGCAUUAUUUUGAUUUUGGUAUUUUCAUGUGUUAUAGCUCCUUUGAGGUUGGCAGUUUUUGUAGGUUCAGUAUUUUUUUUUUUAAUAAAUGGCCAUUUCUGGAAAUUGGGUUGUUUGAAUUUGUCGAUAAACAUAUUGCCCGUACGAAAGAAAAAGAACAAAAGAAAUGGAAGGUGUAAAACAUGUAGGGAAAGAGGGGCCUUGUUUUGAAGAGUAUAAUGUGCCUUAUCAGUGUUCAAAAUCAAUUGCAAUGCUACCUUCACCCGCUAGCAAUGGCUUUAGCAGCUUUGUUUCAUUAGCAUCUUCAAGCAAUGUUGCUACUUCAAAGCAGAAAGUUCUCCCGAACUCAACAGGCAAUUAUUCUCAUUGUUCUGUUGGAUUAAUAUCCGAAAGCUCACUAAGGAAAUCCAAUCCCUUCAUCUUGGAUCUGUCGAACUAUGAAAGACCGAAUUUGACGAUGAAGACUCUCAAGUACGAUAAUCUCGACUUUAUUAAUAUCGUCGAAGAAAAUAGUAGAACUUCCGAAAACAAAAUUACAUCGGAUGACUAUAAAGAUGGAAAUAAAUUUUCUAAAGUUAUGCUGAAGUCCGAGGUGCUUACUGGUGGUAUUUUUGAAAGAGUUAAAAGGAAAAGAUGUUCUUCUGUUGUGGAAUCCUCGUCACAGUUGUAUCAGGGAUUCAAAGACUGUAAUAAACCAGCUAAGAUUGAAUGGAUUAUGAAGGAGAGUCUGAAAGAGAAAGCUUUGGGAAAUUCGGAUGAAAAUAGAGAUAUGCCAGACAGUGUCGAAGAAGGCUCUGGACAAGGUCCGCACUUAACUCCUGAUGAUGUCGUGAGAAUUAUUGGUCAGAGUCUCUUUCACAAAGCAAGACACACGAUUUUGGACCAGCAGAAAAUAUUUUCUAGCCAGAUACUCGAGUUACACAGACUUAUAAAGGUGCAGAGGUCUAUGGCCAGAUCACCACAAAAGCUACCCGAAAAAAACUUCAAUCUAAACAAGCCACCAAUCCAAUUCUCCCUUAUGGAGAAGCUUCUCUACGCAAAUCCUCUCGAUCGACCGAAAAAAUUCGACACCCUAAAAUCUAAUUCCGAACAAGUACACUUUCCUCCAAAGCUUCCAAUGACCCCAAAUAUCCUUUCUAGUACCGAUGCUAAAAUAGUGCCACCGUAUAUUUUGCAUCCGCCAAUUGGGAACCAAUGGCUGGUCCCCAUUAAAUCGCCAUCUGAGGGACUCGUUUACAAGCCUUAUCCCAGGCCUUAUUUCCCUACCAGCAGCAUUGCCUUUGACAAUGUAAUUGGUCAAGGUUAUAUUUGUAAUUACGCCAUGCCACCAGUAAAUAAUGCUAGUGCUGAGAAUAUCCAGUCCAAAGAGGAGCCGGUGGAGAAAGACGGUCUCGCCCUUUUCCCUAUGACUCCAUUGGGGGAGGUGUCGAAGGAUGGAAAUGACGACAGUCGAAAUACGAGAGUAGUCAAAGUUGUGCCUCACAACAGGAAAUCGGCACCGGAAUCAGCUGCACGGAUUUUCGAGUCUUUGCAGGAAGAGAGAAGGGUUCUUCGACUUUCUUCAUGCACAUGACUUUGUCGUUCUUCACAUGCACGAGCACUAUCCCAUCAAUACUGAUCCACAUCUCGGGCUCCCUAGGGCCCGAAGUCGAGCUCUCCACGACAAUCUCGUGCUCCCUCCGCCGCCUCCGGUCAAACCGGGCCCUCGUGGAGAAAGACUUUUUCCCGAGCACGUGUUCCUUCUUGUAGAAGAGCAACGGGUCGACGAUUGCGGGCCGGGCCUUGGCCCGUUUGUAGGCCUUUUUUUUUUGGUCUCCGAGGAGGAGGACGAUUUCGUCAUCCUCUGAUAUGAGGGCGACGUAGUAGUCUGAGGUGGGCUCGGGCCCACUGGUUGAGAAUUUGGCGGAGCGGAGGUCCCAGUAAGCGUCGAGGUGGGUCUCGCCGUCGAGGUGGAGGGUCUUGAAGCCUUUCUUGGCCCAGAAGUGCCAGGGCUUGAGGUCGAUUUUGGAGGUGUAGACGAGGUUUUCGUGGUCGAUGGAGAUGGUGAGGGAGUAGUUCAUGAGGUUCUUGGACCAGAGGAUGGUGACUUUGCGCCAGAAGCCGGAGAUGUGGGCUUGGUAGACGCACGUCACGCUUGUUUGACAUGUUUUGGUGUUUUGGCUUAGCGCGGGUUGAUGGGAGGAGGAGACUGAUUGGGACCUCGAGGUGACACGGUAAGCCAUUAAGGAGUUAUUU
Molecule: messenger RNA, 2595 nt
Organism: Striga asiatica
Lineage: Eukaryota; Viridiplantae; Streptophyta; Magnoliopsida; Lamiales; Orobanchaceae
Source: the annotation of a GenBank genome assembly